UUACCAACACACUUAGCCCAUCCAACUCAAGAGGGGGGGAAAAGGAAAGAUUUAGAAAGCAAAGGAAACUCUUUUCUCUUUCCUCUUUGGUCCUGUUCUAGUCACUACACUAACUAAGCAAAGGAGAGAUAGAUGGAAGUAGGCAUGGAAAUGGAAGAUGAUGUGUUUUUUGCAGACUUGAACAGGCAGAUUUCCCUUCUAAUCAUGGAUGAUGAUGAAGACACAAAUGCCCACUGUCCUUCAGCUUCUCUCCAGGUAUUCUCUAGAGCAGUCCAAUUUCCACCUACACAGGCAACAUAUUCCCACAAUAUUCAGCAAAAUAAUUGCAGAAGAGAUCAAAGCAAAGGAACUGGUGUGUUCAUCCCCCAACAAUCCCAUCCCAGAAGGAAAAAUAGCAGACAAGGAAAACUGAACAAUUCAAAGCUCCAGUACAGGCACUCUGCUGAAAAUAGCUACUCAAGAGCAGCAGGGCUUCCAACUCCUGCAUCUAAUAAUUCUUUUAACCCCAAGAAGUGUUGAGUAGAUGUGAGAAAAUUGUAUAAAUAGCUAGCUUAAUAAUUUCUACUGGCUACCUUGUGUCUUUACAAGUAGUGUUGUGAGGUAAAGAUUUGGAGAAAGGCCAUUUGUUUUUCAUUUAUAUCUUGGUGACUAAUUCGGGCACCAAUCUCGCCGUUCAAUUACCAGGAUCCGAUAAAGUGUGGGCGUUCUGUCUUAAACGGCUUGAUAUAGGAAUUGAUAGCAUGUAGAUGAAAAUCAAACUCCAAGUCAAAGACUUUAUUGAGUUUCCUGGUUGUAAGGUGACUACCACUGUGUUUUUGGAAAGGCCAUUUGUUAUGGGGUUUCGCCAAGAGGCUUAUGCCUCCUUGUAAUAAAUCAUUGAAGGAUUGUUAA
This is a messenger RNA of Rhododendron vialii, 891 nucleotides long. RefSeq lists its product as uncharacterized. The transcript is spliced from 2 exons. Lineage: Eukaryota; Viridiplantae; Streptophyta; Magnoliopsida; Ericales; Ericaceae. The record is from RefSeq and is a predicted model, not a curated record. The coding region runs from base 133 to 519 and encodes 128 amino acids.